This is a messenger RNA of Hydractinia symbiolongicarpus, 1290 nucleotides long. Its product is annotated as malate dehydrogenase, cytoplasmic-like. Gene Ontology annotation, biological process: tricarboxylic acid cycle; oxaloacetate metabolic process; malate metabolic process. Gene Ontology annotation, molecular function: L-malate dehydrogenase (NAD+) activity. NCBI's taxonomy places the organism in Eukaryota, Metazoa, Cnidaria, Hydrozoa, Anthoathecata, Hydractiniidae. Bases 155 to 1156 code for a protein of 333 amino acids. The transcript has 6 exons. Gene Ontology annotation, cellular component: mitochondrion; cytosol. The record is from RefSeq and is a predicted model, not a curated record.
CUGGGCAGAACAAAGCAGCGUCCGCUUUUCUGUCCAACCAAACCGACAUAAAUAGAAGCAAUCUAGGUUCAGCGCACGUAACGUAUUGUGUGAGGGUCUGUUUUUGUACUAACCUCUUGCAGGAUUUUUUACAUCGUCUAACUGGAAUAUCACAAUGGCUGAACCAUUAAGAGUAUGUGUAACUGGUGCUGCUGGACAGAUUGCAUAUUCUUUACUGUAUUCCAUUGGGAAGGGUGAUGUUUUUGGAUCAAACCAGCCAAUUACUCUACUGCUUCUUGAUAUCCCUCCAAUGAUGACAGCCCUAGGAGGAGUUAUAAUGGAACUUCAAGACUGCUCCCUUCCACUUUUGCACGAGAUUGUUGGCACGGCAGAUGUUGCCGAAGCUUUUAAAAAUAUUGAUGUUGCCAUUCUCGUCGGUGCUAUGCCAAGAAAGGAAGGCAUGGAAAGAAAAGACUUAUUAAAAGCUAACGCCAAAAUAUUUGAAGUGCAGGGAAAGGCAUUGGAUGAACAUGCUAAGAAAACAGUAAAAGUUGUUGUGAUUGGAAAUCCGGCCAACACCAAUUGUCUAAUCACAUCAAAAUGUGCUCCAAGUAUACCAAAGGAGAAUUUCUCUUGUUUGACAAAGUUGGAUCAGAACCGGGCAAUUUCACAGAUUUCACUUCGUCUUGGUGUUAAAACAACAGCAGUUAAAAACAUCAUUGUUUGGGGUAACCAUUCUGCGACCCAAUACCCGGAUGUUCAACAUGGUACAGUUGAAUUAAAUGGCCAAACAGUUUCAGUAAAAGAUGCUGUAAAAGAUGAUGAGUGGCUUCAAGGAGAAUUCAUGAAGGUUGUCCAAACAAGGGGUGGUGCUAUCAUAAAAGCCCGAAAACUAUCUAGUGCCAUGUCCGCGGCCAAAGCUAUCUGUGAUCACAUGAGGUUAUGGUGGUUCGGAACGCCAGAAGACGACGUCACCAGCAUGGGUGUUGUUUCUGAUGGCUCAUAUGGUAUCCCAGAUGGAAUCGUGUACUCCUUUCCUGUCAAAAUUGAUGCAUCGCAUAACUACAAAAUCGUGCAAGGGCUUGACAUCAACCAGUUUUCACGUGAAAAAAUGGAUAUCUCCGCUAAAGAGUUAUGCGAAGAACGCGAUGUAGCCUUCUCUUUUUUACAACAGUGACUGUCUAAAUUGUAAAGAACAUUUCUUUGUUAUUGUGAGUGCGUGAGUGAGUGUGGAAAUCUUGUAUGUUACUCCACACGUCUUAAUUGUACACGUGCCUCCAAAUUUAAUUAAAAUUAAUGGCAGACAGAUAA